AUGCGCCUACUCGUUCUGCUUGGCCUGCUUGCGGGGCUCGCGGCCACUCUAAGAACGGGCGACGCCCUCGGCUCGGACUCGAUUGUGCACGCCAGCAUCGACCUCGACGGGCGGUCUGGGGGCACCUCCCGGCAAGCGGGCGGCGCCAGCCGCGGGCCGAACGCCUUCGCGUCGCUCGGCGAGGACGCGGGCGCGGAGGCGGCCGCGGUUCUCAAUGUUCAGGGCGAUUUUGCCGGCAUCGCGACCUGCGUGAAUUCGUGCAAGGCGCUAUGCACGUCAACCCGUGCGAAGUGUCUGAUGAAGGCGUACUCGGAUGGGCGAGGCCCGUCCAUCCAACAGUUGUGGUGGGGAGCCCCUCUCGACAAAUACCCGGGGUACGACGGCCCUCUCCCGUCCAUGCUCUCGGAGGGGGAUUGCAUCGCUCACAUCCUCUUGGGCGCGAGCGUUGGCGAUCCCGGAGCUGACGUCGCGCUCGUGGAGAUGGGCACGUGGUUGGGCGCCGCGAGCGUCUGCACUGCCGCGGGCCUGAGCCUCGCGCGUUCGACUGUGGAAUACCACGCCUUUGAUCUAUUCAGUAUGCCCCCCUCCAAGCAUAGGGAUAACACAAACUUUCACAAGCUGCACGUCGCCAGGGACGUGCCACCCGUGAAGGCGUUGAUCGAAUCGCCGGAUCACCGCUACGAGGCCAUGUGGAACGAGAUCGUGACGCAGGUGUACCCGUCCAAGCGAGUGCACUCGCAUGCGGGGUUCAUCGGAAGCACCGGAGUGGGCGGUGCGAGCGCAGAUUGGAACGACAAGAAGGUCGGGCUGUUCAUGAUCGAUUCGGCAAAGGAUUAUCACCAGCUCGUCUUACAAUCACACGCGGUGUGGAACAAGCUCCGUCCGGGGUCUGUCGUGCUCUUCUCGGACUUUCUCAUGCCCCUCAAAUCGUGCAGCAAUGCGGUGCGCGCAAACUUCAGCCAGAUCCAAUCCGUACCCGGGUUCGUGUACCGAUCACUCGUCGAGAAAGGCCUGUUCAAGCUCCUGUGGGUCUUCCCCAAGAGCCAGCAGGUCGCGUUUGAGGUGACGGACAAGUACCAACCGUCCAGGGCGCAGGAGUACCUCACGAGGUGCACAUACCCUAAGCAGAAAUGCCCGCCGAAGCCGGAUUGGGCCGCGAGGUUCCACGGGGAAAUCAAGGGCAACCUGAGGGAUCGCAGAUACUCGACCGGCUUCUUCAUGAAGCAGAUGAAUCGCACGAAGAACAUCUUCAAGUGCGACCAGUAG
This is a messenger RNA of Emiliania huxleyi CCMP1516, 1266 nucleotides long. RefSeq lists its product as hypothetical. Bases 1 to 1266 code for a protein of 421 amino acids. Lineage: Eukaryota; Haptophyta; Isochrysidales; Noelaerhabdaceae. The transcript has a single exon. The record is from RefSeq and is a predicted model, not a curated record.